AUGUUAGGCACAAAAACUAUGUUAAGAGGUCUACAAACCACCAAUAGUAUCUCAAAAAGAUUAAUCGCUCAAAACUUAACCAAAAUGUCUCUUUCUACAUCAUCAAGACUACUAAAGUCGACUUACAGAAUCCCAGAUUUUGGUGAUGUCGUCAAGGAAAAUAGAACCAAUGAUAAGUCAAGAGUCUACACCUAUUUCAUGGUCGGUUCCCUUGGGUUACUAUCUUCUGCUGGUGCCAAAUCCACUGUGGAAACUUUCAUAUCUUCAAUGAGUGCCUCUGCUGAUGUCUUAGCUAUGGCUAAAGUCGAAGUCGAUUUGGCUGCUAUCCCAGAAGGUAAGAAUGUUGUUGUCAAAUGGCAAGGUAAGCCUGUGUUCAUUAGACACAGAACUCCACACGAAAUUCAAGAAGCUAACUCAGUAGAUGUCUCUGCUUUAAAGGAUCCACAAACUGACGCUGACAGAGUACAAAAACCUGAAUGGUUGAUCAUGUUAGGUAUAUGUACCCAUUUGGGUUGUGUCCCAAUCGGUGAGUCUGGUGAUUUCGGUGGUUGGUUCUGUCCAUGCCAUGGUUCCCAUUAUGAUAUCUCUGGUAGAAUUAGAAAGGGUCCUGCUCCAUUAAACUUAGAAAUCCCAAAGUAUGAAUUUAAAGAAGAUAAAGUUGUUAUUGGUUAG
This is a messenger RNA of Arxiozyma heterogenica, 672 nucleotides long. It is a transcript of the gene RIP1, whose product is annotated as ubiquinol--cytochrome-c reductase catalytic subunit RIP1. The transcript has a single exon. NCBI's taxonomy places the organism in Eukaryota, Fungi, Ascomycota, Saccharomycetes, Saccharomycetales, Saccharomycetaceae. Gene Ontology annotation, biological process: mitochondrial electron transport, ubiquinol to cytochrome c. Gene Ontology annotation, cellular component: membrane. Gene Ontology annotation, molecular function: 2 iron, 2 sulfur cluster binding; quinol-cytochrome-c reductase activity. The record is from RefSeq and is a predicted model, not a curated record. Bases 1 to 672 code for a protein of 223 amino acids.